CCAUUUUCGAUCUUCAUUGUCAACACACGUCUUUGGAAGCCGUAGGACUGUCUUUCUAAGCCGGGCAAGGAAGGAAAUAUGCCUCGUGAAAUAAUAACACUGCAGCUUGGACAAUGUGGGAAUCAGAUUGGAAUGGAAUUUUGGAAACAGCUGUGUGCUGAGCAUGGGAUUAAUCCAGAGGGAAUUCUGGAAGAUUUUGCAACAGAGGGAACAGAUCGAAAGGAUGUCUUCUUUUAUCAGGCUGAUGAUGAACAUUACAUCCCCAGAGCUGUUUUGCUGGACCUGGAGCCCCGGGUUAUCAACAGCAUCCUGAACUCUCCCUACGCCAAUUUGUAUAACCCUGAAAAUGUCUACCUGUCCAAACACGGGGGUGGGGCAGGUAACAACUGGGCCAGCGGUCAUUCUCAGGCUGAGCGUCUAUAUGAGGAAAUCUUUGACAUCAUUGACAGAGAGGCUGAUGGAAGUGACAGUUUGGAGGGUUUUGUGCUGUGUCAUUCCAUAGCAGGGGGAACUGGCUCAGGAAUGGGCUCCUACAUGUUGGAGAGGCUAAACGACAGAUUUCCUAAGAAGUUGAUACAGACAUACUCAGUGUUCCCCAACCUGGAUGAAAUCUCUGAUGUUGUUGUUCAGCCGUAUAACUCUAUCCUCACGCUGAAGAGGCUUACUCAGAAUGCUGACUGUGUGGUUGUCCUGGACAAUACAGCCCUGCAUAGGAUCGCAGCUGACAGGCUACACAUAGAGAACCCCACCUUUAUGCAGAUUAACCAGCUGGUCUCCACUGUGAUGUCAACCAGUACAACGACAUUACGAUACCCGGGUUACAUGAACAAUGACCUGAUUGGUCUGAUUGCCUCGCUUAUCCCCACCCCUAGGCUGCACUUCCUGAUGACGGGGUACACACCACUAACCACAGACGCUAAGGUAGCCAGUGUGAGAAAAACAACGGUUCUGGAUGUAAUGAGGAGACUUUUGCAACCCAAGAAUAUGAUGGUGUCUACACCUGUGCACCGACAGGCCAACCACUGCUACAUCUCCAUACUGAACAUCAUUCAGGGGGAAGUGGACCCCACACAGGUACACAAGAGUUUACAGCGAAUCCGUGAGCGAAAACUGGCACAGUUCAUCCCGUGGGGACCAGCCAGUAUCCAGGUGGCGCUGUCAAGGAAGUCCCCGUACAUACAGACGGCACAUCGUGUCAGUGGGCUUAUGCUGGCCAACCACACCAGUAUAUCCUCACUGUUUGAGCGGACCUUACGUCAGUUUGACAAAUUGAUCAACAGGCAGGCCUUCCUUGACCAGUUCAAGAAAGAGGACAUUUUUAAGGAGAAUUUGGACGAGUUUGAUGAUUCCCGGGAGGUUCUGCAACAGCUGGUGGAUGAAUACCAGGCUGCGACCAGGCCAGAUUACUUGUCAUGGGGUCUGAAUCGAGCUUCAGAAACACCUGGCACCUGAUCUGACCUAAGACAAAUUUUUCUGGAUUUGGAGAAACAGCCUCAAAAAGAACUGGUUGUGUCAGGUGGUGACAUUGAGAUAUUGAGUGGAACUUAGUGUGACAGUGCCUGAAACUAUGCAAGACAGUUGUAUACUGGAAAUCGUUGAUCUGUGAAGUGUAGCCUGGAACGCCUGGUCUUUCUUAUUGGAGCAACACAGCACUGGAGGUGCUGAUUCAUUCUCAACUCAACUUGCGGACAGUCGUCGGUAUCCCCGGGGCUCUGCUCGGUUGCCUCACACCAUAAUACUGGCUGCCAUUGUAGAAGUGAAAUAUUCUUAAAUACGAUGUAAAACACCAAUCAAAUAGAUCAUUAUCAGUUCUGGUGUUCAGUAGGUUACAAGACUCAGUUAUGGCCCAUCACCAAGGUAGGUGUCUAAGGGAAGAUAACUCAGUGAUAGAGUCCAAUUAAUUAUACCACUGAAUUACCUACCCUCCCUAAGACAACACCCAGGUGGCGCAGCCUGUCUUGGUGAUGGGUGAUAACUGAGUAUAAGCUGAAUCAGCAUUUCAGGAAUUUCCAGAUUUGUUGAAAAAGGUGGGUGUUCUCACAAACUAAUGCGGCUAAAAGACAUGAUUUUAGGUUAGCUGCUAAAAGUGGAGUUGAGCCAACAGACCUGACAAUGCAAGAUGUAUAUGCAGUCCUGCAAAUACAGUGAAAUCUUGUCUUUUAGCCAUGUUAGUGUGCGAGAGACCCCACUCUUCAAAUCUGCGUGAUCUCUGGAGACUCCUAAAACCCUCAUUCAGCUCGUUGUUUCCUGUUGGAAAUGGAUCUUUCCAUUGGUUAUAGGAUUGUUUCCCUUUGAAGAGGGUAGUGCGACCACACUCUGUGAUCUCAAAUCAAAAUGAAGGAUUUGACGUUUAAUUAGCAUGGUUAGGUGAGCAAACUUCCUGUUUAUAUAUAUAUAUAUACACACACACCCUUAUUCCUCAACCUGUUUGCAUAUGAAAGAGCAACUUUCAGUGCAGUUUCUGCACAUUUUUAAUUUGAUUUUGGGGACAAGACUACAUUGACUGGAUUGACCAAUUUCAUGGCUGCACAAAAAGUACAGUUUUCUCAGUCAGCACAGAAUAAUGCCUUCUGAAUAUGCCUGAAUAAACACUUCGAAAACAUGUGAAAAGGUUGAGGAAUUACAGGAAAGGUAUCAAUCAAGGUCAGCGAUUUGCCAACUCCAUUCUGAUCUGUUAAGUAACUUAAUAAUUCUAAUUGUCCGUGCUCGUGUUCUCAGUCAGUCAUGCAGCUGAUUUCAAGUGCGUUUUUCCCACAGGCUCUUCAAAUCCUUGGAAGUCCUUUCAUUUUAUUGAUGGGUUUUCAUGGCCUUGAAAACGAGUUAAUACAUGUAUGAUAGUGUGCUAAUAUGUCUUAAAUGGUCUGACGAAUGGGUUACAUGUUCAUACUCCAAAAUAGUGUUCCUUAAUCUCUUUGUAAAAGUUUGUUCUUGCGCUGAAUGAUUUUUGAUAGUGCUGGAAAACACACAGGAUAGGUCGUCCUUGAAAAACAUGCUCUCAUUACGAUUUUGCUGCAAACCCCACUCAAUCACUCUCUCAAUAUUGCUGUAGUAUCGCAGAAACGACGUCAAGCCAUCAUUUAGUCAUUUUUCUAGGGGAAUUUUGAUCUGUGGGGAGAAAUACAGCUAAAUGGGGUGCAGAGUAGUUCAGAAAGUCAGUUUGUCCACUCUAGUCUCGUUUGGUUUUGCAGGCUUCAUGUGGAGUGCUAAUUAAUCAUACAAUUUCACUCUGCUACAUUAUUUUGGGAUGAUAUUAUUACAGCUUGCUGUUCCCACCUUCUACAUGUGUGCUUACGUUUGAUGUGUGGUAUAUAGUGUCAAUAAGGCAAGUUUUGGUUCUGUUUCAUGACAUCACUGUUUUGUUUCUGCGUGUAAAUAAAUACUCCGU
Messenger RNA from Liolophura sinensis, 3385 nucleotides. RefSeq names its product tubulin gamma-1 chain. Lineage: Eukaryota; Metazoa; Mollusca; Polyplacophora; Chitonida; Chitonidae. The coding region runs from base 79 to 1452 and encodes 457 amino acids. The transcript is spliced from 13 exons. The record is from RefSeq and is a predicted model, not a curated record. Gene Ontology annotation, cellular component: gamma-tubulin complex; microtubule. Gene Ontology annotation, biological process: microtubule nucleation; cytoplasmic microtubule organization. Gene Ontology annotation, molecular function: GTP binding.